Molecule: messenger RNA, 1716 nt
Organism: Colletotrichum graminicola M1.001
Lineage: Eukaryota; Fungi; Ascomycota; Sordariomycetes; Glomerellales; Glomerellaceae
Product: platelet-activating factor acetylhydrolase
Exons: 2
Coding region: 1-1716 (571 amino acids)
Molecular function (GO): 1-alkyl-2-acetylglycerophosphocholine esterase activity
Source: RefSeq, a predicted model, not a curated record
AUGCCCGCCGCGAAAGCGCCGCCGACGGCCGCCGAAAAGGUCGCCUCCUUCUUCUCCCGCCUGAGCCCCGUGCCGGCCUUCCCCGACUACACCGGCCCCUACAAGGUCGGCACCGUCGACAUCGAGGUGCCCGUCGCCGAGCUCGAAUCGCCCAGUCCGACACCCUACAGCGCCUCCGAGAUCCUCACCGUCCAGUGCCGCGUCUUUUACCCUGCCACGCCCGAGUCCAACGGCAAGAGGAUCAACUGGCUGCCCUCGCCCCAGAGGCAGCAUGUCUCGGCCUACACCCAGUUCAUUGGCAUCCGUCCAAUGCUGGCCGAGAUCGUCUCCUUCCUCCCGCGGCACCUGCACUACACCACCAUCCCUGUCCACAAGAACGCCGAGAUCCUCGACCCUGACACCCCGAACCGACGAUGGCCGACCAUGAUCUUCUCCCACGGCCUCGGCGGCAACCGAAACACAUAUUCCCACCUGGCCGGCUCCCUCGCCUCCCACGGCGUCGUCGUCAUCUGCCCCGAGCACCGUGACGGCAGCGCCGUGGCGUCCUUUGUGCGCAUCCCCGGCAAGCAGGACCAAUACUUCAUGCGCGACACCCGCCGCACGAUUCCCUACAUCCGCCUCGACCACGAGCCGCGCCCCGAGAUCUACGAAGCCCGUGAGGACCAGUUGCGCAUUCGCCUGUGGGAGCUGGGGCUGAUCCACGUCGUCGCCCUGAACAUGGACCUGGGCCUGGCCAUGUCGAACCUGAACAAGUCCACCCCCAGCCUGACCCAGUUCAAGAACAAGCUUCACGUCCACGAGCCCGGCUCCAUCAUCUUUGGCGGCCACAGCUUCGGCUCCGCCUCCAUUGUGCAGUUCCUCAAGUCCACCUACUACGCCGAGUCCUCCGCCCUCGCCCACGUGGCCAAGCCCCUCUUCACCCCGCGCAGGGACUCGGCCCUGUGCCAGCAGAUCACCGAGAAGAACGUCACCAUGCUCCUCGACAUGUGGUGCUUCCCGCUGCUCGCCCCGGGCUCCUCGGAGCUCUUCGAUCUGCCCCUCCCCGCCUACGCCAACAGCCCCUCGGCGCCGGGCGGCAGCGCUCUCCUGGCCGUCGAGUCCGACGCCUUCUUCAAGUGGACCGACCACCUCCACGUCACCGCCCGCGUGCUCUCGCCGCAGCCAUCGGUCAACGUCAUCACGCCGCAGCUCUUCAGCCGCAGCGGCGUGCGUCUCGCCGAGCCCAAUUUCUUCUACGUCCCCACCUCGGCGCACCUGAGCCAGUCCGACUUCGGCAUCCUCUUCCCCUGGCUGACCAAGAAGAUCUUCAACUCGGAGGAGCCCGAGCGCGCGCUGCGGCUCAACCUGCGGGCGCAGCUGCAGAUCCUGCGGACCAACGGCGUGCCCGUCGCGAGGACGUGGAUCGGCGACCUCGUCGACGGCACGGGGUCCGGUAAGAUGGGCAUCGCGGGCGACGAGGACGCCGACAACGGGCCCGACGAUGGGCUGAUGGACGACAAAGCUAUCUUCGACCGCUCCGAGGGCAAGGUGCGCUUCUGGAAGUGGAUCGACGUCAUCGGCAUGGGCGAGCCCAGGGAGACGCCCAGCGCCGGCGGGUCGGCCAACGUCAACGCGCAGGUGGCCGGCGUCGAGCGGACGGACCAAGAUAUGGAGGAAGAGCUGGAGCCGCUGCAGGCGGUCGCAAGCGCGGCGCAGGCCGGGGCGAUACGGUCAUGA